GGAACCACCCUGGACAGACCGUUUGUCUACGGUAAUAUUUCGAACGUUCUAACCACGCGCAAGGAUGACGCGCAUACGCACAAAUGGACCGUAUUCUUCCGCUCAAUCAACGCCGAGGACUACUCGUCGUUUAUAUCCCAAGUGGUCUUCAAGCUUCAUGAAAGCUUCCGCGAUCCCGUCCGUG
Messenger RNA from Sphaeroforma arctica JP610, 184 nucleotides. RefSeq lists its product as hypothetical. The annotation marks the transcript as partial. Lineage: Eukaryota; Ichthyosporea; Ichthyophonida. Gene Ontology annotation, biological process: regulation of DNA-templated transcription. The record is from RefSeq and is a predicted model, not a curated record. The transcript has a single exon.